Molecule: messenger RNA, 679 nt
Organism: Drosophila eugracilis
Lineage: Eukaryota; Metazoa; Arthropoda; Insecta; Diptera; Drosophilidae
Product: RUN domain-containing protein 1
Exons: 1
Coding region: 65-523 (152 amino acids)
Source: RefSeq, a predicted model, not a curated record
UGUUAUUUUAAAUAUUUACAUUUUAGAAAAAGAAUCUAGUCAAUUUUAAGGGUUUCCACGAAAUAUGAAUGGAUAUAAUGAUCAAGAUAUCGUUGCGUCCAACAAGAGAAGCUGCAAUUUAACCAUGCGUUCGAAGGCACCACUCGGAAAGGAUCGACUUCAUAGCGAUCUUGACUCAGAAGGCCACUUAGUCCGCCGUGUUAUGACAAAAUAUGAGUGCAAGCUCGAGGACGAAGUGGAGCAGCUGCAAGAGGCGCUUUUCAAAAUCUCUUCUCACUAUGCCAAAGUUCAGUUUGGACUGCGCCAAGUAAUUUCGGCAUCAUCGUGGGAGAGAGACUUCCUGCUUAAGGACCUGGAAAGAUUGACAGCUCAGGGACUGGAUGGAACUGACCACAGACAUGGGGAAACCCUCUCUACCGCAACUAAUGUUCGCGCAAAACAAAUCAAUAUACUCGGCGAGCUAAGAGGACAUAUCGACGACUUGGUCGAAGAAACUGGUUGCCUUCAGGAAGCAGGUCUAUAAAGACAUGUGAGAAUUCCAUGAACAAAGCUACAUAUUGUCACGUUAGUGAGCAAUCCGAAAGCAAUAACCAAGAUCAUAGAAAUUAUCAAAAACAUGAAAAAAUGUUUAGAAACUUACGAAUUUUGUUCAUUUCUGUUUUUCACAUAAUAAACAGGA